Messenger RNA from Gambusia affinis (western mosquitofish), 2130 nucleotides. It is a transcript of the gene acadm, whose product is annotated as acyl-CoA dehydrogenase medium chain. Lineage: Eukaryota; Metazoa; Chordata; Actinopteri; Cyprinodontiformes; Poeciliidae. Gene Ontology annotation, molecular function: flavin adenine dinucleotide binding; medium-chain fatty acyl-CoA dehydrogenase activity. Gene Ontology annotation, cellular component: mitochondrion. The record is from RefSeq and is a predicted model, not a curated record. The transcript is spliced from 12 exons. Bases 147 to 1415 code for a protein of 422 amino acids. Gene Ontology annotation, biological process: medium-chain fatty acid catabolic process; fatty acid beta-oxidation.
GGAGAAACUGGGACAAAAGUCACUGGAGAUGCCAGAUUAUUACACGUCACAUAUUUCCGUCGCUAUGAUUGGUCGAGAGGACGCUAAUUUACUUCAGCAGAGGUAGCUAACGUCCAGUCGGUUCAUUUUAUGCUGAAGGAUCAACAAUGCUGCUCAAUAAGGUGUUCAGAGCCAGCCUUCGCUCUGGGAUUCGUCUGCAGAGCUCCAGUGCUGCUGCAGCCGCUGCAGCUUCCAGCGGCCAUGCAGGAGCUCCCGGCUUCUCAUUCGAACUGACGGAUCAGCAGAAGGAGUUCCAGCAGCUGGCGAGGCGCUUCGCUCGAGAAGAGAUGAUUCCCGUGGCAGCUGCUUAUGACAGAAGUGCUGAAUAUCCGUUCCCCAUCAUCAAGAAGGCUUGGGAGCUCGGCCUGAUCAACAGUCACAUCCCACAGCAGUACGGUGGAAUGGGCCUGUCAAUCUUUGACGCCUGCCUGAUCACAGAGGAGCUGGCCUACGCCUGCACUGGGAUGCAGACGGCCAUCGAGGCAAACUCUCUGGGACAAAUGCCUGUAAUUCUUGCUGGAAAUGAGGAGCAGAAGAAGAAAUACCUGGGAAGGAUGACGGAGGAGCCGCUGAUGUGUGCGUACUGCGUCACUGAACCCGGAGCCGGUUCUGAUGUGGCCGGACUAAAGACCCGAGCUGAGAAGAUGGGAGACGAGUACGUCGUCAACGGCCAGAAGAUGUGGAUUACCAACGGAGGGAAAGCUAACUGGUACUUCCUCCUUGCUCGCACCAAUCCUGAUCCCAAAUGUCCAGCCAGCAAAGCUUUUACUGGCUUCAUCGUGGAAGCGGAUACUCCAGGGAUUCAGAUCGGAAGGAAGGAGAUGAAUAUGGGUCAGAAAUGCUCGGACACCAGAGGCAUCACGUUCGAGGACGUCAGGAUACCGAAGGAGAACGUUCUGAUCGGAGAGGGAGCCGGGUUCAAAAUCGCUAUGGGUGCCUUUGACAACACCAGGCCACCAGUGGCAGCCGGAGCAACAGGCCUGGCCCAGAGGGCUCUGGAUGAAGCCACCAACUACGCCCUGGAGAGGAAAACCUUUGGCAAAGUUAUUGCUGAGCACCAGGCCGUGUCGUUCCUCCUGGCUGAGAUGGCCAUGAAGGUGGAGCUGGCCCGGAUGGCGUACCAGCGAUCCGCCUGGGAAGUGGACCAGGGCCGCAAGAACACCUACUACGCCUCCAUCGCCAAGGCCUUCGCCGGAGACAUCGCCAACCAGGUGGCCGCCGACGCCGUCCAGAUCUUUGGAGGAAACGGCUUCAACAGCGAAUACCCAGUGGAGAAGCUGAUGAGGGACGCCAAGAUCUACCAGAUCUAUGAAGGCACGGCUCAAAUCCAGAGGCUCAUUAUCGCCAGAGAACACCUGGGAAGAUUCAAGAAGUGAAGAAGAUCCGUCCUCACCCUCAGUGAUUUGCUGUUAGCCUGUAGCUCCUGUACAUAACGCGUUUCUGUAAAACGGACCCGGCCUCUAACCCGGGAUGCAGCUACAAUGUUUUCUGCCUUAUCGAAAGAUUCAGAUCAUCAAUCUGAGUCACCAGGUCCUGAUUCUGCUGAAAACCACUUUAAAUGUGACGAUUAAAACUCGUUUCCAAGCCCAAAAUAACACAUAAGGCUGUAAAAAAUAUAAUUUCUCCAGUGAACAGUUUAGCUGCUUAUGGUUUUUAUCAGAAAUGCAUCUUUAAGCAUUGAUCAGUCAUUGAACUAAAGCUGCUGUUAAUCUUGUACAUCAGUAACUCAGAUCCAGUUUUCUGUAAAGAUUAAUGUCACUCACAUCUUCAGCCUUUAAUAAUAAUCUUGCUCAAUAUUUUUGCCAUAUUUUGCCUUGAACAUCCGUCUGACUUUAAGAUCAAAUUUGUAAAAUAACUUUCAGUUUGAACAGAAUGUGUAGAAAGAUGUUUAGAAGUAUGUUUUGCAUGUCUAAAAAGCAGGUUUUUUUAUCUUGUCAAUAAUAUUUUGCCUGUUUUUAAAUCUAAAAUGAGAUUAAAACAGUUUUACAGUCAGAUUUCUUCAGACUUCUCUGGGAUGUAAUUCUGUACUGCUCAGUGUUUUCUGAGCCUGUUUGCCAUCAACUCAUUAAAUUAUUACACUUCUGCUCAAAA